This is a messenger RNA of Larimichthys crocea (large yellow croaker), 2191 nucleotides long. It is a transcript of the gene ube2nb, whose product is annotated as ubiquitin-conjugating enzyme E2Nb. Lineage: Eukaryota; Metazoa; Chordata; Actinopteri; Sciaenidae. The record is from RefSeq and is a predicted model, not a curated record. The transcript is spliced from 5 exons. Bases 110 to 601 code for a protein of 163 amino acids.
ACCUGGAGCCACCGGAAGAGCGAGUUAACUCUCCCCGCCCCGGCAGCUCAGUCAGUCCGACCUGAAGAGAAGGCGAGUCCACGGCUAAAAAUAUAAUAGCUAACACAAGAUGGCCGGUUUGCCUCGUAGGAUUGUUAAGGAGACACAGCGGUUGAUGGCGGAGCCCGUUCCAGGGAUCACGGCUACGCCUGAUGAGGGGAACGCACGUUACUUCCAUGUGGUCAUUGCAGGGCCUCAAGACUCUCCUUUUGAAGGAGGCACAUUUAAACUUGAACUAUUUCUUCCAGAAGAGUACCCCAUGGCAGCUCCCAAAGUGCGAUUCAUGACCAAAAUCUACCACCCCAAUGUUGACAAACUGGGAAGAAUAUGUUUAGACAUUUUGAAAGAUAAGUGGUCUCCAGCCCUGCAGAUCCGUACAGUGUUGCUAUCUAUCCAGGCGUUAUUAAGUGCUCCCAAUCCAGAUGAUCCCCUGGCAAACGAUGUCGCAGAGCAGUGGAAGAAAAGCGAAAGCAGUGCCAUCGAGACAGCCCGAGCAUGGACCCGGCUCUACGCAAGAAAAAACGCCUCGAGCAUGGACCAGGCUCUACGCUGGCAACACUGAAGUAUAGAAGAAGAGAGACGAGGCGUCUGAAUGUGAUCCACAAAAUGUACUCCUGUUCUGUCAACAUUUGAAUUUAACGGACACAAAAAAAAGAAAAGAGGAAAAAAAAAAAAAAAAAAAAGAUUAUAAGUCCAAAUCUAUUUGAAAGAAAUGACGAGAUUUACUGCUGCAGACCUCUGGGUGACUUAUUUUCCUCUCUCUAAGAUGCGUUAAGUGUGUUAACCUUUUUUUUUUUUUUUCUCCUGUGUUGCUAUUUAAAUGCAUGGACAGAGAAUGACACCCUCCCCACUACAGUCUUAAAAAUAACAUGCAAUAUGUUGUCCUGAACUAGGCACAUACUGGUACGUUUGCAAACAUACAUUAAAGCUGUUCUUCUUUUAACACAUGCAUUAUUUGUCGACACAUCUGUAUGUCUUUUUUUUUUGUGAGAGAUAAAUGAGGCGGGGCGAGGAAUACAAGCGAUAAAGCUCCUCUCUGUUCUUUUUAGGGAAUACGUUGAGUGUUUUUUUUGGAAAGUAGCCCUUCCAUUCGACGAGGACGUUAGUUGAAUUCCCACUCCUGUGUGUGUCUGUGCAGCACGUCACAACACUGAAUAAUAAGUCUACUGUAGUUCAGCAUCAUCUCAAGACCACACGGGGCACUUAAUACUCAGCACAGCAAAGACUAUCUUAAUUUGUAAAAUCAGGAGUCGAUUUAAAGGGGAAGUAGUUCAAUCCCACGUAAUCCUACAACUGUAGCACUAAUCGAGUUUUAAGAAUUAGACGCAAGAAACCUUUUCAUCCACGGACAACUGAUGGAUGUUCAUUCCAUCGUUACACAGUACUGGACAGCCACAGCUUAACGUCUAAAGGAGUUUAGUCCACGAUUGGUGUAAAUUUUGUGGCCCCCAGCAGAUGUAAUUUUUAACUUAGGUUGAUAGAAACGACAGAGUAUUGUUUGAUGUAGAUACCCGAGCCUACUUUAGGUGAGGACUUGGCUUCUAAUAAUCCAAAAAUCUAUCUGCUGAUUUAAUGUUUUUUUUUUUGCGCUUUCAGCGUACUGUCUGCUGGCAGUAGUAUAAAAUCUCGCCAUAUCUUCAAAAGUUUCCACACUUGUCGGGGGUUUAAUGUUUGUUUCAUCUGCCUGUUUCAUAAGUUUCAGUAAAAAAAAACCUUGUUGGACGGUUUGGGGGGAGGGUGAGCAGGUUACUUCAGCACGCCUUUUAAAAAAACUAAACAUGAAAAAAAAAAAGCCAUUCCCAACACAUUCAGAAAGGUAGAAUGAUGCAAAUCUUCUUUGCGUUGAAAAGAAACUGUACGCAUGUUGUAGCAGACUACUAAAAUGUGUUGAAAAUGUCCUUUUUUAUUUUAAGGGCGUAGGAGCUGUUCUUGUUUUUGUUUUACCUUUUUUUUUUUUUUUUUAAACUGUCUGUCCAUGCUAUCUAUGUUGCCUGUUCUCUAUUUUAUUUUUCAGUGUUACUUCAUUAAAAAAAACAAAAACAAAGGCAUGUACCGUAAUCAAACUGAUAUCAGGACAGUCUAGCGUAGUUUGUGAGAGUCUUUAAAGGGAAAGUUGAGGCUUUUUUUUAAAGGGGCUUUGUCGUCAAUAUAA